Racocetra persica is the source of this 234-nucleotide messenger RNA. NCBI's taxonomy places the organism in Eukaryota, Fungi, Glomeromycota, Glomeromycetes, Diversisporales, Gigasporaceae. The record is from the annotation of a GenBank genome assembly.
GCAAAAGAUUUCACAAACGUUAGAAUGGCUAAAUAUCUUUUGAAUAUUAGGCAGAGUGGAAAAAGCGAUGACAUGGAGGGAAAUAUAGUUUAUAAGUUUGAUUUAGAAACUCCGCUUCGUUUUCCUUUCUCAAUUGACGGUGAAAAUUACGUAUGUUCCGAAUAUAAGCGUUUAGAAAUUAAAACUAGCCAAAAUGAGAGUGAAUUUUUUCGUGAUGGUGAAACAGACCGAUGA